CUUCUGGGAGCCUCACUCAGCGGGUCCACCUGCUCCGAACGGAGCGGCCUCUCGUGAGCAGUUCUAGAACUCGAUUGUCCAGACUUCAAGAAAGCCUCCUCGGUGCUGUCUUGCUCAUUUCUUCUGCUUCCUGAAGAAUAGGGUCCAGCUCUAAACAAAACGUCUUCUCCCAAAGAUGGUGAAAAGCAGAUUUAUGGAACAAUCCACAAACUUCCAAGGUCUGUCUAGGGACUUGGAGUUUAAAAUGGUAGCUUCCUUUGAGGGGAGGAGAAUGAACAGCCAUGAAACGGAGAGCUGUCAGAACAGAAAAUCUGUGUUAUUUGAGAAGGCAAAUUUUCUACAGGAGAAAACAGUCUACAACGAGCUCAAGGAUGGAAGAACUGCGGAGCACAUUUUAAGGGAACCCUGCUGGACAUUCAGUACCAGGAAACAUUUACUAGUUAAGGAUGUGCUGCGACAGAAGGAGAGUGCGUUCACCGAAGUGAGAAGGUCUGUAGAGAAAAUCAAAGAGGCAGAACAAGGCAAUAGGAAGGCUGGUUUGGAGAAAGCUGCAGUCCAGUGUUCCCCUGGUAGCGCAUUCUCCUUUGUGUGGCCCAACAGCAUUGCUGAGGAACCCAAAAGUGCUUUCAGCAAACCAGCUAAGUGCUGGGAAUACGGAGGGGCUCUGGCUGCUUUUCAACCUCUGAAGGGUAUCAAGGAAGGAAGCCCAAGGAAAUUGUUGGAAUGCAUCACUGCCACUGACCUCAUGCCGUACAGUGGCCACCUCGCUUCCGGGUUCCUAGUAAGUGAUUCAGACGGUUUCCAGCUGCUGUCGACCAACCUCAUCCAGAGCAACCCAUUUGCUUUCUCUUCAGCUCUGUGGCCAAAGGAAGCACAUGAGCAGAUGCAGGCCACCCCUGCUUCCAGCUGCAGCCUCUCCUCCUCUGCCUCCUGGGCUCUGCUGCCUCCCACUUUUGCCCCUCUCAGUGUAGCAGCCCAGAACUGGUGUGCAAAGUGCAGCCUCUCCUUCCACAUGACAUCAGACCUUGUGCUGCACAUGCGUUCCCAUCACAAAAAGGUUGAGGUCUCAACAGAAUCCCAAAGGAAAAGGAGGCGGGAGGAAAAGCUGUCUUGUCCUGUUUGCCAGGAAUAUUUUAGAGAAAGACAUCAUUUAUCUCGGCACAUGACUUCGCACAACUAGCCUGCAGAUGUAAUGGAUGUCUACUUGUUGGAUAUGUUUGUGUGCAGAUGUUGAUUAAAUUCCAUUGUGGUUUUACUGCAUUUAACCAGAAUCUUUGAAAGGCAGCAUUUUGUAGAAACGUUCAGAAGAAAUGUAAUUACAUGAGCUCCAGAUAGCUCAAGUUCUGAAAAUGAAACUCUGCAAAUACACUUAUAAGGAAAUAAACAGCGACAUGUAAAGAGAAAAGUUUUGCUUUCUGCAGUUCCAUUUUUUUCACUCUAAAAUAUGAAAAUGUUGAUAAUUUUUUUCUUUAGUAAUUUGAAGCAGCAACUUUUUCCAUGUCAGAGCCAUUGUGGAAUGAA
Molecule: messenger RNA, 1521 nt
Organism: Ahaetulla prasina
Lineage: Eukaryota; Metazoa; Chordata; Lepidosauria; Squamata; Colubridae
Gene: ZNF488
Product: zinc finger protein 488
Exons: 2
Coding region: 176-1180 (334 amino acids)
Biological process (GO): regulation of DNA-templated transcription
Cellular component (GO): nucleus
Source: RefSeq, a predicted model, not a curated record